UGCCAAUUUCUUGAGACUGAUCUAAAGACAUCUACGAAUGGUCAUCUGAGUACCCCACAUACCCAAGUACCUAGGUAGGUACCUAGGUAGGUAAGGUACUUGGGUAGGUGUGCCAGUUAAUUGACUUGUUCAGCGUUCAAGGUCUCUAUAUGUAUGCCGAGUGAGUUUCGUUUGACCUCGUGAUCUAGCACGUGACGCAAUGACGGUGCAAUCCGACGACUGGCCAACCAGUGCACGGCCGCUUUACCAUGGAGUUAUCCUUAUCGUGGCGCGACAUUGUCAUUACUGUGACGUCCAAACGACGGCACUCAUCCCAAACGCGACAGCCGGCAGUCGACUCAUCACAACAAAACGAAAUACGAAACCUUUGCAUCGAUUUGGAGGCGCCGAACCGACUGACUGCGUUAUCUUACUCAAUUUGUGCAUCCCUCGCCUCUGUUAGACCAAUCUUGUUCAUCCGCGAUUCAAAAACGCCAACUAUGGAAGAAGAACGUCUCUGGAAGUUCCGUAGGCCGCAAUGGCUCAAUAGUGUGUGGGCAAGGAACGCCGGAGUUUACACAUCGGGCGCUUUGUUCUCGCUUGCAUUCUACGUUCUUCUCGAUGCCGCAGUGUGGUCCAAGUCCCCACUCAACCCGUCCGACACACACGUCACCUUUGUCGACUGGCUGCCCUUCAUCUUCUCGAGCCUGGGCAUGCUCAUCAUCAACAGUGUCGAGAAGUCUCGCCUGGGUGCCGACUCGUUCAGCUACAGUGGAUCGGGUGUUGCGUGGAAGGCGCGCGUCGUGCUGUUCCUCGGCUUCGCGUGCCUCGCAGGCGGCAUGGCCGGUGGCGUCUGUGUGUUUGUCCUCGGAUACGUCGUGCCCGGGUUGGGCAUGCCGCAGAUGUUUAUGGGCGUGGAGAACGUAGUUGCAAAUGCCCUUGUUGGACUGAGCUCGGCCGUACUCUGGAUCAGCCAGAAUAUGGAGGAUGAAUACUCGUACAACUUGGCUCUAUGAGUUGUUUCUAUUCUACCCUCUUGCCUCCAGCAGUGAACAGAUUGUCUAAUAGUUUGCUAGUCCCCUCGGCACCGCAUCCUGAGAGACUGCGCCGGCUGAAAGCCAUAAUUAUGGUGUUUAGCUGAUGGACACCCGCGCAAAUAUAUUGCGGAUGAGGAAUGCGUUUGUUUUGGGUGUUGUGGGCAAGGGUAGCAAGACAGGCACUGCCCGUUCGCCUCAGCAAACCACUUUAUAUCUUGUGCUACUUUGCUGUGUAUUUUUAAAUUCAUCGAAUGCUAAGGAGCAUUAGACGCACCUAUACACAGAUUUACUUCAGCAAACUGAAAGUCUUUUUCCCAGGCUUGAAUUGAUAGGAGGUUCAUGGUUGAGCUUGAGGCACAUCACGAGUCCAACCUCUUCAUGUAUC
Molecule: messenger RNA, 1401 nt
Organism: Pyricularia oryzae 70-15
Lineage: Eukaryota; Fungi; Ascomycota; Sordariomycetes; Magnaporthales; Pyriculariaceae
Exons: 3
Coding region: 249-995 (248 amino acids)
Biological process (GO): protein targeting to vacuole; late endosome to vacuole transport via multivesicular body sorting pathway
Cellular component (GO): Vps55/Vps68 complex; fungal-type vacuole membrane
Source: RefSeq, a predicted model, not a curated record